AUGGUAUCAUCAACAUUGUUGUUGACAUUGUUGAUAACAUUGUUGACUGUUAGCAAUAAUGUUUGGUUGACAUGUGCACAUCCAUAUGCUAUCGGUGUGCCAGUUGACUAUGACGGUUGGAAUCUAUACUGGGAGGAUGAGUUCAAUGCCACUCACAUUGAUACCAAUGUAUGGACACUCACCAACUACACCCCUGGUGAUGCCCAACUUCAAUUCUACACACCAGAGAACUGUUUCAUCGAAGAUGGUAAACUUGUUCUAUUAAGUAACUAUAGCAAGUUAUAUGGAUUCAACUACACGUCAUGCCGCAUGGAUACAUCUGGCAGUCUCAAUGUGGUCUAUGGUCGUUUCGAAGCUUUGAUGCAACUUCCCCUUGGAAAGGGUUAUUGGCCAGCAUUCUGGUUAUACUCAUUGGAGUCUACAUGUGAUUUCUAUCGCGAGAUUGAUAUCAUGGAGAACACUGGAGAUGAUAAGAUCAUUUGGGGAACAUACCAUGAGACCAACAACUGUUCAAACAUGGGUAGUGUCUAUAACACUACUGAUGUGUCCACACUCAACACUGAGUUCCAUCUUUACAGUGUAAUUUGGGAUGUUGAUCUGAUUGUAUUCAUGGUUGAUAAUAUUCCAUACAAUAUCCUUGAUUUGAAGAAUAAUCCAACAACUAGAUUCCCCAAUGAUGUAACAUUCUACAUGAUACUCAACACUGCCAUCGGUGGAGGAUGGCCAGGUGAUCCCGACAAGAAUUCAGUAUUCCCUCAGAAGAACAUCGUCGAGUAUGUCAAGAUCUGGAAGCAACAACAAUAA
Messenger RNA from Acytostelium subglobosum LB1, 804 nucleotides. RefSeq lists its product as hypothetical. The transcript has 4 exons. Gene Ontology annotation, biological process: carbohydrate metabolic process. Gene Ontology annotation, molecular function: hydrolase activity, hydrolyzing O-glycosyl compounds. The record is from RefSeq and is a predicted model, not a curated record. The coding region runs from base 1 to 804 and encodes 267 amino acids. NCBI's taxonomy places the organism in Eukaryota, Evosea, Eumycetozoa, Acytosteliales, Acytosteliaceae.